AUGUUUUCUCAUCGAGUCUCUGCGGUUUUUAGCUCCGCUGUGAUCCGGGUAAUGGCUUUCCAGUUCCUGAGAUGGAUCCCGGGGUAUCCUGCGCUGAAUAUCCUCUUCACAUCGUUGGCAAUUUAUCUGUCCUCCCUGUACUUUCUACUUCAUGAUGGAAACCUUUCUCAAGGGGGUGCCAAGAAUAAGCAUAACAUCACCCCUAAAGGUCAUGAUCAAGUUAAAGACCCAUCUGAGCCUAGUGAUUCGGCCCUGAAGUCACUGCUGACAGGUCUUCCCUCCAAAACUUCGCCCGUGUGGACCUGGAUUACCGCGCUCAUCAAUAUCGCCGUGUCCUUGUUGGCCCUCGAUUUCUUGAUGAGAGGCAUAGUAUUCUAUCCGAGUAAUGAUCUUUCUUUUGCUCGGAUUGGCCAUGUAUCUCCAACAACCGCCAAACUGGUACUCCGUGAGCCCGACACUGCACAAUUGCCGGUGGUCGUUUCCUACCAGGAUACAUCACUAGCCUCCCCAAACUGGAUCCAAGAAGGCACAGUCUACAAACUCGACAACACUACUGAUUUCACCACGACUAUUACAUUCAAGGACUUGCAGCCGGAAACACCUUAUCGGUACUCUUUGUCGAACAACAAAACAGGUACUUUCGUGACCUCCGCGCGUCCAGGAUCACCAGCAGCCAGUCGACUAUCGUUUAUCACAUCAAGUUGCAUAAAGCCAAAUUUCCCAUACAACAUGAUGUCGCACCCGCUCCGGGUUCCAGGGAUCGAGAAAAUGACCGAAGCAAUUGCCAAACUGCCAUCUCUGCUCCGUCCCGCAUUCAUGCUCUUCCUGGGAGAUUUCAUCUACAUAGAUGUUCCGUACCGCUUCGGCUCCUCAAUGGAACACUACCGCAGCGAGUACCGCCGCAUCUACUCAUCCCCCUCAUGGGACUUCUCCUCCGGAGACACACGCGCUCUCGAUCUACCGUGGAUCCAUACCCUCGACGACCACGAGAUCGCAAACGACUGGAAGGGCAACAAAACCGCACCAUACCCGGCCGCCGCAGAUCCCUUCAUUCAUUACCAUGUCAGCGGGAACCCGCCAGUCCCGGCAAAGCCUUUCGCCGACCCAGACAACGUUACCUAUUUCUCCUUUGUGAACGGCCCAGCUUCAUUCUUCAUGCUAGACACCCGGACCUACCGCUCCCAGCCAUCUCAGCCCGACUCCUCUAUUCUAGGCUCCGCACAGCUGCAGUCACUGCUCGAAUAUCUCGCCUCCCCCGAGCCCGCAGGCGUGUACUGGAAGUUUGUCGCAUCCAGCGUCCCAUUCACCAAGAACUGGCGCGUCGGCAACACCGAUACCUGGGGAGGUUUCUUGAACGAGCGGCGCACUGUCUUCGAGGCAAUGUGGCGUGCUGAGCGAGAGCUCGGUGUCCGGGUGGUCCUACUCAGCGGGGACCGGCACGAGUUCGGCGCAAUACGGUUCCCUGAUCCUGCGCUUGGACUACCCAUAAACGAACUCCAGCCUCGUACUGCGGGUGUCGGGUUGCAUGAGUUCAGCGUUGGUCCGCUCAGCAUGUUCUAUCUUCCCAUCCGCACUUUCGCACAGAGGGACGAUGAGGAUGUGGCCGUGAAGUAUGCUCCGGACGGGAACAGUAAGUUUGGGAUGAUCGAUAUUGCUGAGGGCGAUAGUGGCGAGGACUCGGUGCUCACGUAUUCGCUCUAUGUGGACGGUGAGGCGGUGUGGAAAUACCAGCUUAGCGUUCCUCUCAAGAGUGAUGCGAGGAAGCUGCCGCUUUCACCUGGACGCGUACUCGAGGACAAGAUCGGCGAGGGAUGGGAUGUGCCAAUCAAUAAGGCGCUUGGGAGUUUCAAAGGCGUUGGAGGCAAUUUUGUGCGGACAGUUACCAAGCUGUACCAUUGCGUGGUUUGA
This is a messenger RNA of Penicillium chermesinum, 1908 nucleotides long. Its product is annotated as alkaline phosphatase family protein. The transcript is spliced from 3 exons. Lineage: Eukaryota; Fungi; Ascomycota; Eurotiomycetes; Eurotiales; Aspergillaceae. Bases 1 to 1908 code for a protein of 635 amino acids. The record is from RefSeq and is a predicted model, not a curated record.